Molecule: messenger RNA, 1940 nt
Organism: Caenorhabditis sp. 36 PRJEB53466
Lineage: Eukaryota; Metazoa; Nematoda; Chromadorea; Rhabditida; Rhabditidae
Source: the annotation of a GenBank genome assembly
AUGACAAAUCACCGGUGUAGCACUUGCGGGAAACGAUUUGAGCUGAAAUCGUAAGUAUUCAGAAAAUAAUUUAAAAAAGCGAUGGUCUACGUCUUAACAAGUUAGGGCCACGUCCCCCGAACUAUUGCAGAUAUCGAGACAAACACGAAAAGCGAAUGCACAAAAAUGGACAGAAUACGGGCGGCGAGGACGAUGAGCCGGAGAGCAAAUCACUCAAAUGCAGCAUGUGCGACAAGGCAUGAGAGAAACGUUCGGAAUUCUGAAAAGAAAAUUCCGUUCUUCCAGACAUUUCCCCGACUUUCCCAUCUGCAACGUCAUCAGAUGACCCAUUUGAACGUGCGAAACUUUGCGUGCGCCUUUUGCGACGAAAAAUUCGUUCAAAAAGCGCAUCUGACGAGGCACGUGGCACGCAAACAUCCGAACGAAUGCGGACAGACGAGGAGCGAGUGGUUCGCGUGCAAAAAGUGUGGAAAACUGAUUGCCACCUUGUUCGAGCUCAACAGACAUCAGAAGGUAGAAGAGGAGAAGAAGAAAAUUGAUGACAACAUUCAGUUUUCCAGACGGCGCACCGUCUGCUUCGCUGCAAAAAGUGCUCGGAGGUAAUCGAAGGACACGAAGCGAUUCUGCGUCGCCAUCAGAUGAUGUGCAGAAACGAGAGCAACAUUUGCGCGCAGUGUGGCGCCUCGUUCGCCAGACCCGCCGAUCUGAAGGCCCAUCAGACGACGUGCCUGAACAAAGUCGCAUUUGUGUGCGUGCCCUGCGAAGAGUACUUCAAACAGAGGGUUCAGGUUGGAAAUGGAACGAGGAGGUAGCAAUUGAAAUCGUGUCGUUUUCAGCUGGACCGUCACAUUAACAGACUGCAUUUCCGGUCCGCAAAGUGCUCGAAAUGUGAGCUUGUCACAGAGUCGCCCGUCCAAAAUGCACGGCACGCGUUGGAAUGUUCCAAAAUCGUCAUGUUAGUUAACGAAGGCUGGGCAAAAUGCCUGCCGAGGCCUGGACUUUUGGACUACUUGCAAUAUGCAAUAGGCCCAUCGGAUCCAAACUUUGGCCAGAUGAUCCGCGCGGUCUGAAACUGGACCCCAUACGCUUCAUCCAAGUCUAAGAAGCCUUAAAAAGAUUUAUCCCCAUCGGAAUAUUGCAAGUUGCCCAAAAGUUCAAGAUUUCGAAAAGCCUGGGCCCCAAAGUCACUCAAAAUUUUCAGCUGCGGAUACUGUAAUAAAGCGGAUCCGGAGCCCGAGCAUAUUGCCGAAAAUCACUGGAAAAAACUGAAAAGGGCCGUGAAAGUGAGAAUAGCGAAAAAGGAGGCUGAGGCGGAGAAGAAGAAGAAGAGAGAAGUGGAGAGUGAUAACGUUGUGGAGGGAAAUAAGGAUUCUGAAGAAGAGGAAGAAGAAGGCGUUGGAGAAAUGCCGUUUGGUAAUGAGCACUUUGAGCAUGAUCCAGAGACGAGAGAUUUCAACGAUUCGGAUGACUUGCUCUUUGAUAGUUUUGCUGGUAACCUUACACAAUCCUUGCUCCACGAUUCCCUCCUAAUUUUCAGAAUCCACCUCCUCCGCACAACUCGAUUUUUCGUCGUCGGCGUUCGCAGAAGAGGACGACGUGCCGGAAGAGUAUCUCACGUUUUCGAUUUGUCCGAAAGGCACCGAUUUGUCGUACGAAUUCCGAGGCCGACUUCCCCAACGACUCGCAGACCUUUUUCCCGAACUCGAGACCACCUGUGAGCGCUUUUUUUUUGGAGAAUUUCCUUGAAUUUUGAUAGUUUCCCACAGAUUUCCCAUAAAACUUUCCAGAAAAUCAGAAAAUUUUCAGCGAUUGUACUUCUGAAUUGCGUGGCGGCGUCACGAACCCGAAUAACUGUUCAAGUGCCGGUGCACAUCACAAGAAACGGUGCGAACGAGGAGGAAAUGCGCGGAUGGAUCGGAACUCCGAUUGUUCUCGAUUAA